Messenger RNA from Chlamydomonas reinhardtii, 1463 nucleotides. RefSeq lists its product as uncharacterized. The transcript has 7 exons. Lineage: Eukaryota; Viridiplantae; Chlorophyta; Chlorophyceae; Chlamydomonadales; Chlamydomonadaceae. Bases 156 to 845 code for a protein of 229 amino acids. Gene Ontology annotation, cellular component: endosome; Golgi apparatus. The record is from RefSeq and is a predicted model, not a curated record. Gene Ontology annotation, molecular function: GTPase activity; GTP binding.
GGUUCUGUAUUGCUAUCUCCCACUAGCACCAGAAGCAUUUUCCCGCUCUCAUUUUCUGAGCUUCGGAACUUCUCUUCCUGUGCGCGCUGCCCCGGAACUUCUCUUCCUGUGUGCGCUGCCCCGGAAGUGGCGAUAGGCUCGAACUACUAGGCUCAAUGGCUGAUGGGGCGAGCACGUCUGGCCCCCAAGGAGAGGAGCUAACCCUGUUAACGGGUUCAGAUGCAAUCAAGAUCAUCCUGCUGGGUGACUCCGCUGUGGGGAAAUCAAAGCUCGUGGAGCGCUUUCUGCUUGAUAACUACAAGCCGCACCAGCUGUCGACCUACGCCCUAACCCUGUACCGAUACAACUUCAAGACGCAGGAUGCCAAAACCGUGGCAUGCGACAUAUGGGACACGGCCGGGCAGGAGCGCUUCAACAGCAUGCACUCGUCCUACUACUACCGCGCGCACGCGUGCAUCAUGGUGUUUGACGUGACACGCAAAGUGACGUACAAGAACCUGGAGAAGUGGUACGAUGAGCUGCAGGACAACUGCAAGGGCAUCCCGACGUUGGUGGUGGCGAAUAAGAUUGACAUCGACUACAAGGUGACCUCCAAGUCCUUCAACUUCGCGGCAAAGCGCAAGCUGCCAUUCUUCUUCGUGUCCGCGUCCGAUGGCACCAACGUGGUCAAGAUCUUCAACAUGGCCAUCAUGGCGGGCAUGCGCUGGAAGGCCGCGCCCAAGGACGACUUCUACCAGGAGGUGCUGGACCUGCUGGGUGAGAUUAGCAUGGAUACACGCAAGCAGCUCGAAGACGCUGUCAAGGCGCUCGAAGAUGAGAAGGACAAGGACGGCGAGGGGCAAUGAUGGGUUGUGGAGUUUGGGUGGGAUGUUGCCGCUGUACGUGGGAAGACAAUCAGAGGAAUGUGUGUUUGUAUUGUGAGGGUGGAGGAGUGAGUGGCGCGCGCUGCUGGACUGUGAGUUUGGACGGUUGCGGUGGUUAGGAGGAAAGACGGCGUGGGGCAGGAGGAGAAAGGACUGGAGUGCAGGGGGCAAGGCCUCGGCAGCCCCAGUGGUGCGUCAUAGUGCGCUCGUGAUGGAACAUGGCAAGGGGCAGGAAAGCGUAGUCCCGAUGUGUGUGGCUCCCACCCGUGCCCACAUAAAUGCGUAGCAAGAAGGGACAAGGCAUUGGUGCGUCGUUCGCGCGCUGUUACUGUACCGACGGUAGCUGGCAGGUUGUGUCGAUGUUUGCGUCAUAGUGCGCAGGCGAUGUCAAGCCGUUGCGUCGCUAGGCUAUUUCGUUGGGCGCGGGCACAUAUCCCUUCCCCCGGCGCACCGUAUGUCAGCAGCGUCUUGGUGCCGUCAAUGGCUGUGCCGUCAAGGUGUCGUAAAGCAGUUGUGCGAGGAACCGGUCGUGUGCUGCUACCCGAGUACCCGUCAUGAUGCACAGUACCCGCCAUGCAGAUACGGGCCUGGCUUGCUUCA